CCCGCGGGCAGCUCCCGGCGCGCAGAGACAUGGUGCGGGGCAGGAUCUGCAGCUUGUCGGUGCGCGACGUGCGCUUCCCCACGUCGCUGGGCGGCCACGGCUCCGACGCCAUGCACACAGACCCUGACUACUCGGCUGCCUACGUCGUCUUAGAGACCGAUGCUGAAGAUGGGCUCAAGGGGUAUGGAAUUACCUUCACUCUGGGAAAAGGCACAGAAGUUGUUGUCUGUGCUGUGAAUGCCCUCGCCCACCAUGUGCUUAACAAGGACCUCGGUGACAUUGUUGGCGACUUCAGAGGCUUCUACAGGCAGCUCACAAGUGAUGGGCAGCUCAGAUGGAUCGGUCCUGAGAAAGGUGUUGUGCAUCUGGCUACCGCAGCCAUUCUCAACGCUGUGUGGGACCUGUGGGCCAAGCAGGAGGGAAAGCCUCUGUGGAAGUUGCUUGUUGACAUGGACCCCAGGAAGCUGUUAUCCUGCAUCGAUUUCAGAUACAUCACAGACGUCCUGACUGAGGAGGAAGCCUAUGAAAUACUGCAGAAAGGUCAGGUUGGCAAAAAAGAGAGAGAAGGGCAAAUGCUGAUGCACGGCUACCCUGCCUACACCACAUCGUGUGCCUGGCUGGGGUACUCGGAUGACACGCUGAAGCAGCUCUGCACAGAGGCACUGAAGGCUGGCUGGACCAGGUUUAAGGUAAAAGUGGGUGCUGAUCUCCAGGAUGACGUCCGUAGGUGCCGCCUCAUCCGGAACAUGAUUGGACCUGAAAACACGUUGAUGAUGGAUGCCAACCAGCGCUGGGAUGUGCCUGAGGCAGUAAAGUGGAUGUCAAAGCUGGCUGAGUUCAAGCCACUGUGGAUUGAGGAGCCCACCUCCCCUGAUGACAUUCUGGGACAUGCCACCAUUUCCAAGGCAUUGGCCCCGUUAGGAAUUGGUGUUGCCACAGGAGAACAGUGCCACAAUAGAGUGAUAUUUAAGCAACUCCUACAAGCAAAAGCCCUGCAGUUUCUCCAGAUUGACAGCUGCAGGCUGGGAAGUGUCAAUGAAAACCUCUCAGUGUUGCUGAUGGCCAAAAAAUUUGAAAUUCCUGUUUGCCCCCAUGCUGGUGGCGUUGGCCUGUGUGAGCUGGUUCAGCACCUGAUUAUAUUUGACUUCAUAUCCGUUUCUGCAAGCCUUCAGAACAGGAUGUGUGAGUAUGUCGAUCACCUGCAUGAACAUUUCAGGUAUCCUGUGAUAAUCAAGAAGGCAUCCUAUAUGCCUCCUAAGGAUGCUGGUUAUUCAACAGAAAUGAAGGAGGAGUCUGUGAAGAAACACCAAUAUCCAGAUGGUGAAGUCUGGAAGAAACUCCUUGCUGCUCAAGAGAAUUAAAUGUUCAGCCCUAACACUCUUUUCUAAGUGAAAACUUAAAAAACUUUUUGGGUAUGCUUUUGUAAAAACAAGGGAAAGGAUCAUCCUAGCAAUCAAAACAAGUUCAUCUAAAAGUCCUCGUAACCUCAGAAAUCA
Nyctereutes procyonoides (raccoon dog) is the source of this 1496-nucleotide messenger RNA. It is a transcript of the gene ENOSF1, whose product is annotated as enolase superfamily member 1. Bases 30 to 1361 code for a protein of 443 amino acids. NCBI's taxonomy places the organism in Eukaryota, Metazoa, Chordata, Mammalia, Carnivora, Canidae. The record is from RefSeq and is a predicted model, not a curated record. Gene Ontology annotation, biological process: amino acid catabolic process; carbohydrate catabolic process. Gene Ontology annotation, molecular function: magnesium ion binding; L-fuconate dehydratase activity. The transcript is spliced from 16 exons.